ACCCUUUUUACAACUAGACACUCACAUAGGGAUAGUCACAAAAACAAACGUAAAAAAAACAAACAAAACGCAAAAAACACAAAACUACAAAUUAAGUAAUGUUCCAACCGGAGUAUGAAAAACGACUGCUUGAGGGAUUAGGGAUACCGGGAGCCACUGGUCGAGAGCAGUUGGAGUUGCGCUGCAUUCCAUCACGCGCCAGAAACAAUUGGGCCCGAAACUAUUCUUUGACGGAGGAUCCAAAUCCGGUUCGUGCGGAACAGCUACACAACUCCCCCUAUGCAUGUCUGCUGCGAAACGAGCUGCUAGACUCGGAGGUUUCCACAAUCAAUGAUUGCAGGCGAAGUAAAAAUAUUCUUUUGGAUACGGGCGAUUUUACAGAAAAGGAAAAUAUUCGUCUUUUCGGAUAUGGAAAUCACUCUCCAACGAAUAGGAACGUGCGCCACCCAUUCUCAAGGCUAAGCGAGUACAGUACUAGGCUGCUGGGCAGUCCCAGAAGCGCUGUGCGACGGGUAGCUCGGCUUCCCUAUAAGGUUCUGGACGCCCCCGACCUACAGGAUGACUUUUACUUGAACGCCCUGGACUGGUCGUCGAAGGACAUGCUUGGUGUUGGCCUUGGUUGUUCUCUCUACCUCUGGAGUGCAGUCAACUCUGAAGUAACAUGCUUGUGUGACCUUAGCGACGAAGAUAAUAUGAUAACAUCUGUCAAGUGGCACAGCGGAGGAAACGAAUUAGCUUUUGGCACAAAUCAUGGCUCCGUAGGCAUCUGGGAUGUCGACUAUGAGAAACUGAUUUCCAACCUAGACGGACAUUUAUCCCGUGUCACAGCAUUGGACUGGCGAGGCAACAGUUUGACGAGCGGCUCCCGUGAUCGGACCAUUUUGCAGCGAGAUAUCCGCACCAAUACCAUAUCCAGCUGCUUGCAGGGCCACAGUCAGGAGGUUUGCGGCUUGCAAUGGUCUCCCACGUGGGAGUAUCUGGCCAGCGGAGGCAAUGACACUCGUUUGCUCAUAUGGACGGCUAGAAGUCCUAAGCCACUUCACACCUUUACCGAACACACUGCCGCCGUGAAGGCUCUGGGCUGGUCUCCGCACAAGGCCGGACUCUUGGCCAGUGGCGGUGGCACAGCCGAUCGUUGCCUUCGCUUCUGGAACGUGGUUAGCGGUGAGAUGGUGCAAUCCGUUGACACCGGAGCACAAAUCAGUAACUUGGCAUGGUCCCGUAACUCCCCUGAACUCGUUACCACUCAUGGAUUCGGACAGCCACAGAUUGUGGUGUGGCGCUAUCCCUCCCUGAAGCAAGUUGCUAACCUGUCGGGCCACAACCGCCGUGUGAUCUAUCUGGCUGUAAGCCCAGACAGCAAAUCAGUGGUAACAGGCGGCGGUGACGAGACACUUCGCUUCUGGAAUGUAUUUACCCAACGAAAAGAUCACAUUGAACCACGAUCACCACUGAGCCUUUACUCCAACAUACGAUAAAGUCUAAAUUCAUGAGUACACAAUUUUGAAAUGUUUAUUUAACAUUAAACGCCGCGAAUUUCGUUGAACUUUUGGUAUAUUA
Messenger RNA from Drosophila guanche, 1560 nucleotides. Its product is annotated as fizzy-related protein homolog. Gene Ontology annotation, cellular component: anaphase-promoting complex. The record is from RefSeq and is a predicted model, not a curated record. Gene Ontology annotation, molecular function: protein binding; anaphase-promoting complex binding; ubiquitin ligase activator activity. The transcript has a single exon. NCBI's taxonomy places the organism in Eukaryota, Metazoa, Arthropoda, Insecta, Diptera, Drosophilidae. Gene Ontology annotation, biological process: anaphase-promoting complex-dependent catabolic process; positive regulation of ubiquitin protein ligase activity; positive regulation of anaphase-promoting complex-dependent catabolic process. Bases 99 to 1478 code for a protein of 459 amino acids.